UUUUUAAAAUUAAAUACCGAAUGAAUGAGGCGGAUUGCAGGCCAACGCGAGCUGCUUUACUGUGUUUUUAAAUGCCAGUUGCUUAAUUUCACAGAGCAUCCGAAGCGUGUAUCCAACAUGAGUUUUAUCAUCACAGGUUCAAAUACUACUCUGUACCAUUUUAUUUAUUACUAUCAUAUUUUGAGUUAAUUUACAUAAUCAUAUUCAUUUUACUCUUUUUUUCUGCCUGUCAACUAAAAUGUCCAUAGAUUUUUGCCCAGUUUUUAAUUUAAUAAAUUAUAUUAUUUGUCUCUUUUCCAUGAGGCUAGAAAAUGCAUGCUGAUUAACUCAUACUUUGUUUUAUUAAUGGCGGUUUUAGUUCCAUCUGGUCUACUUUCCAUCCUGUGAAAAUGUGUGACGACAAAACAUUGUCGUAUUUUCAUGAAUGCAAGUUGGAAGACAAGUGUUGAAAACAUUGGCAAAGACAGAUAAACUUUGUACAGAAUUGCCGAGAUCUAGCAUAAAACUCUUUUUCACCAUCUCAGUUGUCUACAAAAUUAACAAUUUUCCCUGUUUUUCCCUCUUCUGCCCUGAUGUGUAGGCUCAAAUGCGUAAAGCCCAACCAUCAGGGCAACAUACACCUCUUCUCAAAGAGAGGCCUGGUGCUGAGACUCAUUCCGGAGCCUUCUCCACAAGGUCAACACCAUCAUCAUCAUCAGAGGAGUCUGUGUCAUCCGCCCAGAGUGGAGAUGACCACAAACCAGCAUUCAGUGAAGGGAGGGGGUCCCGGUCGUCCAACAGCAGUGGAUCAGAAAAGGACCACAUUGAUUUGCAUGAAGCUAAGGCCCUCAAGGCAAAAUGUAAAUCAAAACAAAAAGGUAUGAAAUCGAAAGGAACAGAGAAGUUAAAUGAUGGCCAAAAAAGGAACUACCACCAAUCUUCGUGGAUGUGACUGCCUCAGAAAAUACGCACAAGAGAGCAAGGCCAAAAACCCAGAACUGUUGAGGUCAACAAAAUUAAGGAAGCAUGUUGCUACCUUAUGUCAGCUUCUCGACCUGAAUAAUCAGGAACUCGAGCAAGUUGCUCGUUUUAUGGGACACGACAUUAGAGUCCAUUGUGAGUUUUAUCGGCAGACCGAUAAAACUUUCCAAGUGGCCAAGAUUGCCAAACUACUGUUUGCGAUGGAACGUGGGACAGAGUCGCUGAAGGGAAAGAGUCUGCAAACCCUGGACUCUGUUAUCACUGGAAGAGCACAUGCAGCCACCUCAACCAAAGGUCUGAAAGGUGGCAAAAAGAGAAGACCAGAUCCAGGGAGACGACAGGAAGCUCAAGAUGAAUGAGAAGUGCCACAUUCAGCUGUAGCAACGAGAUCUGAUGAUGAAGAUGAUGGAGGCGGUAACAGUACCAACUUGGACACUGAAAACACAGGCACCUACAAAAGGCCACCGAAGAUGCAGUCAAUUAAAGAAAGAAAUUAUGCUGAUGACGCUGAUGACGACAUGAGUGAUGUUUCUGGCAGUGAAUAUGGCGAUGGAGGGGUGUGCCAUAAGACAGUUAAGAAGACUGUCAAGAAAAAAAAGACAAUGUUGGGAAGACAUGGAUUGGUCUAUGACGCAUCUUUCACACAUGGCCCAGAACAACCAUCAACAUCAGGGAGCGCCACCAAACGAAAGAGGAUUGCAACACUUACACAUGACGACGAUGAUGUUGAAGACAGCGAUGAAGAGGACAAAAAGACUGGACACAGAUCUCUUGGGAAGAAGAAGACAGCAGUUCGAAAAGAACAUAGUGAAGUUGAAUUGGAAACUAAAAAAAGGAAGAGACCCGGACUCCAAAGGAAAGAGCAGCAAUUGAUCGACACCUUUCAAAAUUUGUAGCAUUAAAGAAAGUUCCAAGGAAAGAUGACUGCGUUAAGUGUCGUAGUCAAGCAUCGCCAGACCUUGAAGACCGCACAUGGAGAGAUAUUCCACAAUGAAAUUAUUAAAAGAUAUGUAAUUGGGAAAAAAGCUUGAAGAUGAAAGAUAGAGAGAGGGAGAGACAUAGGGGGAGAUAAAUGAAGGGAGAAUGGGAUGAGAGAGAGGGGAGAAAAGGAAUAGAGUUUGAAAGCACAGUUAUUUGGUAGGGUAUAUGUGGGUUCAUGUGUCAGGUUGUGGCGCAGCAAGUUUUUUUAGUGUGCGUUUUGAAGGUUGAAGUUUUUCAGGUGUUCUUGUAAGUUUUGAAUAAGAGUACUUUUGUUUGUCAAAAAUAAAUCUAAGUCAAGUCAGCUUUUAUUGUCAAAUAUGCUCUCUGUGUAAUGUACAGCACAGAUUAAAAUACUUUCCUCUCAGCCACAGUGCAAACAUGUGGCGUAUUGAACACACAAAUAUCAGAACUAAAUAAAACUAAAUAAAUGACAGUACCCUGUUAAUGGUGAUAAACUGUUUAAAAAUAAUAUAUGAUUAUAAAUUUACAUCAUUAAAUGUUUAGUAAGGUGAACGGCACCUAAUCUACUUCAAAAUCAUUAAGAACGCAUGGCCAGUGCCCGGUCCUCACUUAUCUAGUUAAAAACUUUUUCUUAACCUUUGGUGUUUUAUUUAAUCUAAAGGAAUGUAUUGCCUAAGGGCGCCCUCCUGUGUCUAGAAAUGUGUCUUUUUCAUUUCUUUUUCAAGCAGAAAGGGUGGUCCUCGCUUUGUAGGCCUUUUUACUCGGUCCUCACUGUGCAGCAAGUGCAGGAAUGUGUGUGUGUGUGUGUGUGUGUGUGUGUGUGUGUGUGUGUGUGUGUGUGUGUGUGUGCGUUUGUAUUCAUGACAUCUCAGGACAAUUUUAUGAUAACACACCUUCACAAUGAGGACCUGUGGAAAAAUGAGGACAUUUUUCGCGUCCUCAUAUUUCCACGCAGUCUACACUACUCUAGAGCUCACGAGGAUACUCCCACACCAAAAAUAAGUGAUGUCCUGAAAGAGCACAAUUUUCAGAAAUUGUGUGUUUAAGUGUGUUUAACUUUCGACUCACUUUUCAUUUGGAAAACUAGUGGCCAACUUCGGUACUUAACACACUUUUAACACACUUUCAGUGACGUCAUUGUGCAGGACCUCAAAUGUCAUCUUUUUCGGACUGACUCACACAUUUUCCCCGCCCUCGUCCUGAUAAGUCACAUCAAUUAGCAGUGACACAAAAUCCAACAUGUGAAGCAGCCAGACAAUCCUACUCUCAAACACGACCACGCAUGGAUGACCAUCGGAUGUUUACUGGUGGUGAUAAUCUCACAAAGAAGAACCAGACUGAGCCCUGAAUCUGAGGCUGCUCCUUUUAUCUGGAGUCAACAAGCCUUGUUUGAAAGCCCAGUGGAUCAAUGAUUAUAAAGACACCAAGUGAAAGGUACCUGAUUGAACCCUCUGGAGACCAAGAAUGGAGUGAGAGAUCCACUUCAUCCUUACAACAGACAUCAAGUGACAGGUACCUGACUGAACCCUCUGGAAACCAAGAAUGGAGUGAGAGAUCCACUUCAUCCUUACAACAGACAUCAAGUGACAGGUACCUGACUGAACCCUCUGGAAACCAAGAAUGGAGUGAGAGAUCCACUUCAUCCUUACAACAGACACCAAGUGAAAGGUACCUGACUGAACCCUCUGGAGACCAAGAAUGGAGUGAGAGAUCCACUUCAUCCUUACAACAGACAUCAAGUGACAGGUACCUGACUGAACCCUCUGGAAACCAAGAAUGGAGUGAGAGAUCCACUUCAUCCUUACAACAGACACCAAGUGAAAGGUACCUGACUGAACCCUCUGGAGACCAAGAAUGGAGUGAGAGAUCCACUUCAUCCUUACAACAGACAUCAAGUGACAGGUACCUGACUGAACCCUCUGGAAACCAAGAAUGGAAUGAGAGAUCCACUUCAUCCUUACAACAGACACCAAGUGACCUAACUGAACCCUCUGGAGACCAUGAAUGGAGUGAGAGAUCCACUUCAUUCUUACAACAGACAUCAAGUGACAGGUACCUGACUGAACCCUCUGGAAACCAAGAAUGGAGUGAGAGAUCCACUUCAUCCUUACAACAGACAUCAAGUGACAGGUACCUGACUGAACCCUCUGGAAACCAAGAAUGGAGUGAGAGAUCCACUUCAUCCUUACAACAGACAUCAAGUGACAGGUACCUGACUGAACCCUCUGGAAACCAAGAAUGGAGUGAGAGAUCCACUUCAUCCUUACAACAGACAUCAAGUGACAGGUACCUGACUGAACCCUCUGGAAACCAAGAAUGGAGUGAGAGAUCCACUUCAUCCUUACAACAGACACCAAGUGACCUGACUGAACCCUCUGGAGACCAUGAAUGGAAUGAGAGAUAAAUUCUCAAAAUUCUCAAAUUUUCAAAAUUCUCAUUAUUUCCUGGAAUAUCUUAUUUUGAUUAUUUUAUUUUUCCAUUUUUAAUAAAUAAUGCCUUCUUUUACAGGUGGGAAUAAGAGACGCACGUGGACAGAUGAUGAAGUGAAGGCUGUUGAGCGACAUAUGUUUGAUUUCAUAACAAGCCAUAAAGUUUCAGGUAAAACGAGCUGGGAGUCCUGUCUCCACGCAGAGCCAGCAGCUCUGAAAGACAGAGGCUGGGUGUCCAUCAAAAACUACAUCCACAACAGGAUAUAACUGCAUUAAAAAGGGAAAUGAAUGGCUAGUCCAUUUAAAUGCAAGCACGUCUGGGUACAUUUCAGUUCAAGUUAACUAAAGCAAUAGCAAUGGUGCAUUUAGGGUGGGAUGGUCAAUUAUGGAUUUCAUAUUUGUUGUUUAAUACUGUGUUUCACGUUUGUUGUUUCAUGAUCUUCAAGAGCAAUUUGGAAAAUCCUUGAAGAUGUAUGAACAUGUAAAUUAUACUGUAUAUCAGGCAUGUCCCGAUCUGGGCCUGGAGGGCCACUGUCGUGCCUGUUUUCCAGCUCUCCCGGCUGCAUCACACCUGUUUCAGAUGAUCAGUUCAUCAGUCAGCUCUGAUGCAGCACUAGAACAUCCUGGGAGAGCUGGAAAACAAAAAGACAGCGGCCCUUGAGGACCGACCUUGGACACCCCUGCUGUAUAUAAACGUACGUACGAUAUACAAACUUCUCACAAAAGAUAGGCUUAUUAGGUUUGAGGUGAUAUUUCGGAAAAACCCUAAAACAUUUGAAUGCAUCCUAUUUCAAGAAUUUCAAUACUUUUUGAAAAGUUGCUUUUGUCUAACGGUAGCUAAAGAAGUUGCUACACACAUGGCACAAUAUAUCGCCAGAUUCAUUAAAAAUUCUUCAUCGCAGUAUUCACAUUUUGACAUAAUCUUCUUCAGUUCAAACAACCCUCAUCUAUUGCAGUGCUUUGUGUCAUGGAGAGGAGGUGGCAUGUUUUCUGUGUUCAUAAUUUCAUAUUUGUCAGCAAUUAAAAAAUAAGAAAGUGGACUGACCACA
Hippocampus zosterae (dwarf seahorse) is the source of this 5380-nucleotide messenger RNA. RefSeq names its product defective chorion-1 protein, FC106 isoform-like. The coding region runs from base 3311 to 4306 and encodes 331 amino acids. Lineage: Eukaryota; Metazoa; Chordata; Actinopteri; Syngnathiformes; Syngnathidae. The transcript has 22 exons. The record is from RefSeq and is a predicted model, not a curated record.